GUCUGCUAACUCUUCCGAGAGGACCCAGACUGCUGAGGGCCACCCUACCAAUGCUGAGGAUACUGCCGAUGAACCAUCAAGCCAGGCCCCUUCUAAUAAGGCUGGUGGUGAGGCCUCCGAUAGCAUGGCCAAGGGAAAUGAGCAAAGAGAUGAUGAUGAUGAUGAUGCAGAUGAUGAUGAUAUGGAGGGAGUCCUGAUCAGCAACAGGAAGAGAGCCGGAAAGAAGGCCAUCCGAAUAGACUCUGACUCCUCAUCCGAAGAUAUGGAGGCUGCUCUCACACCCCGACCACUCAAGGGGAUCAUUAUUAGUGAGCAGCGCUCUAAGCAGAAAAGUGAUAAGUCUGCAUCAUCCAAGCCUAAGAAGAGGCUGAGAAAGAAGAGUGCAGUGGAAGAGGAGCUGGCACUGUACGAUGACUGCGACACCUUCCUCACUAUAGACCGAACCACGCCCUUAGGAGCAGGAGCUGACCUUGUCAGUUCCCGGGUAGAAGUCGCAGCAUCCGGUUCAACUGCGCAUGCACAGCCCUCUCCCAGCCACUCUCCAGUCUCCCAACAGGCUGGAGUUUCAAUAACUCAAGGGGAACUUUUUCCGACCUCACUGGUUCCCUCCGAAUCAGUUGAGAGACUUAGUGGUCAACAGCCCCGGACCACUACCCCCAUUCGUUCUAUCACAUCGAGUCUAGGUGUCACCAUUCCUACAUUUUUAAAAUUUUCUAGGACACCUACACUAUUCACUGCACAUACAGGUGCACUCACCCUGAACGCAACGACCGGAGUGCAAACUAUGAUGGUCGGAAGUCCUGCUACGCCAACAAUGCCUCAAUCAUUGAACGCAGGCCACACAUCAGCUAUCUUCACUGAUGCUGUGACAACAGUUACAACCCCUGUAACUGGUACCACCAUUCCCGAAGACAUUCUUGUAUAUCUGAACAGCUUUCUAGAGACCAUUAAACCAUGGGUGCAUGAAACAAUAACCGCUAAUGCACAAGACUCUGGAAGUACCCCAGUUGUUCAAAAUAUACCACCCAAACCCCAAACAACACAGCCCCCAACCAUUUCCAUACCUAUUUCCAAACCUUUAGCCAUAGAGAACCAACAACCAUCCACUUCAAGGGGAACCCAGGAUACAGAACUAGUAUCCUCCCCCACAACGACCAAACCCAACCUCAAAACCAUACCUUUCGAGGACCUUGUAGCUGAGGUCUUUGACCGUAUACUAGACGUGGAAGAAGGCAACCUUACCCCUCUUCAAAAAGCCCUUCUCCAUGCUCUAGAUACACAGAACACAUGCCGUGACAGUCUCCGUGGCGCUAAACGUUCACAUGAGGAUCCUGAUGAUUCGGCUCCUCAUGAGGGGGAGAACAAGCGCCAGCGGAUACUUGAGCAUGUUGCUUCUACAAGCCAAACCCCAUUGCCAAACCAACCCUCUACCUCUACCAAUGAACAACCCCCUACUUCAGCCAGCCAAAAAUCCCUAGCCUCUCUCUCUAGCAUGGUCGAGCUAGACAAAACAUUCCGAGGCGCAUCUCCUAUAGAUGUUGACCAAGGAUGGAAUGGAAGUCCUGAUGAUGCUACCACGAGUACAUCUUCCUACUCAGGCCAUCAGCUAGAACCUAGUUCGAAACUGAUGUCAACGGGCAAUCCUAAGGAUCCCGGAUUCACCCAGUCUCAGCCAAGGGAGGAUUGGCCGCAUGUAACGAAGUAUAAAGGUCUGGUCUCUGCGCAAGAGCAUCGUGUUGAGAUAAUUGAGGAUCCCUGCAAGUCUCACCAGGAUCCCGAUGCUACGCCCGACAUGUCGCCACAGCAGCAACAGGCUCCCUCCAGCUACUACAAGGACGGAAUGCACGAUGAACUUGAGGAAAUGCUAGUGCACAACAAAUGGUCUGAACUCUGGACAGAUGUAGAUGAAUCACAGCGAAGAGCAUACCUCAGAGAUCUCUUAGUCAACUGUGCUACUGAUGUGAUUCUACUUGAUCAAGAUGAACUCAAGGAGGGAGAGAACUACGAGACACCACCCAAGGAUCUUGAGUCAAUCAUUAGACAAACGGCGGCUCAAAUGCCCAGAAAUGAGAAGCCCUGGGAAAAGAUCGACAUCAACGCUCCCUUUCAAGAGGAAAUCAGAGAAAACAUCUGGCGAAAAGAGGAUAAGGUCAGAGAACUGGACGAACUGAAAAUCCGUGGUCUCAACCAUCUACGAGGACAAAACAAGGGUGGUCAACUGUUUCUACUUAGUCAUCACCAUUGUUCUAAAAAUCGGCCUAGGCGGACCGAUUAAUCGGCCUAGGCGGCCUAGGCGGCCCUAACCGUAGAGUCCUAGUCGGUCUAGUCGGCCAAAAAAUCGGCCUAGGCGGCCGAAAAAUCGGCCUAGUCGGCCGCCUAGGCGCUAGGCGCCCCUCUACCGCCCGACUAGCGCCUAGCGAGUUUUAGAACAAUGGUCAUCACUAUAUGGGAAAACAGAGAGAAGUCUGGCAACACGAACUUCAAACUGCCAAAGACCCAGUCUGGGCUAUUCUCAACGUGGGCGAAACAAACUUUCAAGAUAUCAAACUCUCUGUCUACCAUCUACAGCGCUCUGACGGAACAGAAUUCACGUGCAAGGAAAAUGAUCUCUAUAUGCUAAAGAUGGAUGACAUCUAUCAGAUGUAUCUUGCAUUCCAAGAAAUUCCAGGCACUCGUGACAAAACUACGCAAAAUGGGCUGGAUGCACUCAAGCGCUUUAUGAUCAGACAAAUCAAAUUCUUUGCUUCUCAUGAUCUUCAGAUGGCUCUUGAAACAAACAUGUCAAAGACAAAUCUCACAAGACCGAAGCUGUAUGGACAAGAACUUGAGGACUUUCCUGAGUAUUACAUCUUUGAUAGUCCAAUCACGCUUAUCUAUCUGAAUCACAAUGGUGAGAAACGCAUGCUACUCAUUGAUGAAAUUAACAAGUAUUGCGAUGGAACACUGAAGAUCGUGAAAGAGAAACUGCAACCUAUCAGAGAAGCAUUUAAAGAGAAGCAGCAGAAGUAUGCAGAUGCCACAGAUGCUGAAUUGAAAGAGGCACAUAGAAUUGACAACAUUCUACAGGCUAUCCAGAAACAACUUGAUAGAAGAAAUUCACUCAGAAGCUAUGAGCAUGCACUUAAUCUCAGAAAGAAUUAUUACAAAGCUCAGAAGUGAAGAAACCCAGCAAGACGACACUUGAUCACAAAGGGGGAGAUUGUUAGAACUUUUAUUGUGAGUCAAGUUUGUCUGUAAUGUCUUGUUUAAUAAAGUAGACUAGUUAUACCAUUUAUGGUAUUAGAUUAGUAAUCAUUUUGUAAUAAAUAGGUUAAAGGGAAUAAGGCCCAAAAAGGCUUUGGCCCAAACCUCAAGAUUUACCUAAAUCGGUAACCUGUACAGCGCCUAUAAAUAUGCGCCUUGUGUACAGGUACCGAUGUCGAUCAAUACAUUCUCUAGCCUUACGCUGCCCAAAUAGUUCUCGAUAUAAUAGAAGAAGAAUUUCUC
Messenger RNA from Cuscuta epithymum, 3486 nucleotides. Lineage: Eukaryota; Viridiplantae; Streptophyta; Magnoliopsida; Solanales; Convolvulaceae. The record is from the annotation of a GenBank genome assembly.